GUUUAAAGUGCAGCUUGAAUCUCUCGAUUUUCAAGGCACCCAGAAACGCGCGCCAUUGCUUUCUCGCUUUCUCGCCUCACAAACACAAUGACCAUACAUAACCUUUAUAUCUUUGACCGACACUGUCAAUGCAUCUACUUUCAGAAAUGGAACCAUAAGACGAAUCCUACAACGGGCCCCAACAGCAGCGGCACCAGUCAUCCCGGCAGCAGCACCACUGGCCUUGGUGGCAUUAGCAGCAGCAGUCGACUUGGUCUAACUACAUCAUCGCGUUUCUCGGCCUCAAGUCCUGGUUCAUCGUCUCCUGAUCCGAGCAAUAGCAGCACCAACACUCCACCUGCAACUUCUUCUGUCAUGCGCAGUGGCGAUGGUCAAACACAACCUACUAUGAGCGGCUUAGCGGCUGGAAGCGUCAUCUCUAUUGAAGAAGAAGCCAAACUAGUGUAUGGUGUUAUUUAUUCCUUACGCAACUUUGUUCGCAAGCUUAGCUCAAAUCAAGACGAGUUUAUCUCUUACAAAACAUCGACGUAUCGAUUGCAUUAUUACGAGACGCCCACCGGACUUAAAUUUGUCAUGAAUUCGGAUGCCAACACGGAAUCGUUACGAGCAGUGCUCAAGCAGAUCUAUGUACAGCUUUAUGUCGAGUUCGUGGUCAAGAAUGGUCUGAUGAAGUUUGAUGAUACACGUUGGGAAAUCAGUCAAGGUUUCAUACCAUCAGAACAGCAACAACAGCAGCAGCAGCAACAUCAGGAUGGUAGCACUCAAGGAGCAGUAUCUACAACAACAAAGACAGCGCCACCGCCACCAGGAAACAUCAGUAAUGAGCUCUUUCGUAUAGCUGUGGAUCGGUUUAUUCGUAGCUUGCCUGUUUUUGAAUAAUAAUUACAAUGUAAAACUGUUAACAAGUACACCGCCAGUCUCUUCUAGCACCGUCACCGUCCGUCACCAUGUACCAGACAUUAACUACUACUGCCAUCCCCAGCCACAUACAAUCCAGUAAAACGAAUAAGAAUUGUAUUACAAUCUACACACAUGUACAGAUUCUUUUGCAUCUUUGUGGAUAAUAGCUAAUCGUAAAACAACAAGCAGGU
Messenger RNA from Zychaea mexicana, 1091 nucleotides. RefSeq names its product Sybindin-like family-domain-containing protein. The transcript has 2 exons. Gene Ontology annotation, biological process: endoplasmic reticulum to Golgi vesicle-mediated transport. NCBI's taxonomy places the organism in Eukaryota, Fungi, Mucoromycota, Mucoromycetes, Mucorales, Lichtheimiaceae. Gene Ontology annotation, cellular component: TRAPP complex. The record is from RefSeq and is a predicted model, not a curated record. The coding region runs from base 88 to 879 and encodes 263 amino acids.